This is a messenger RNA of Solanum stenotomum, 981 nucleotides long. RefSeq lists its product as uncharacterized. The transcript has 5 exons. Bases 1 to 981 code for a protein of 326 amino acids. NCBI's taxonomy places the organism in Eukaryota, Viridiplantae, Streptophyta, Magnoliopsida, Solanales, Solanaceae. The record is from RefSeq and is a predicted model, not a curated record.
AUGAAGAAUCAAGACUCCCCACCUGAAAAACCGUUUGUAGAUGAGCCUCCAAAAUUGGAACUCAAGGCUCUACCAUCCCAUUUGAGGUAUGUAUUCUUGGGGAAAGAUAGCACUUUGCCUGUGAUCAUUGUUGCUGACUUGAGUGAAGGGAAAAUACUGGUCGUGGUAUCAGUAACGGAGUGGUUUAAGAGGGCUAUUGGAUGGACUAUUAUAGACAUUAUUGGGAUUUCACCGGGCAUCUGUUCUCACAAAAUCCAACUUACGCCGGACAGUAAGCCAAGUAUUAAGCACCAAAGGAGACUAAAUCCCCCUAUGCAAGAGUGUGUACCUAAGAAAGGUAAGAUCAUUGUUGUUUCUAAAGCGAAAAAGAAGCUGGUUCCAAUGAGGCCAGUGACUCGAUGGAGAGUAUGCAUAGACUACCGCAAACUAAAUGCCCGGAUAGAAAAAUAUCACUUUUUGAUGCCUUUCAUGGAACAGAGGCAGGAUCGUCUUGCUAGUAAGGGUUGGUAUUGUUUUCUAGAUGGAUAUGGUGGAGACACAAUUGAUGUAUUUAUGGAUGAUUUCUCUGUGGCGGGUGACUCAUUUGAUGGUUGUUUGAUGCAUAUGGCUGAGGUACUGAAACGAUACGAAGAGUGCCAUCGUGUGUUCAAUUGGGAAAAGUGCCACCUCAUAGUGAAAGAGGGUAUAGUUCUGGUUCAUUGGAUUUCGCAGAAAGGUUUCUACCGGAGGUUCAUAAAAGAUUUCUCGAAAAUUGCACACCCAUUGUGCAAGCUACUCGAAAAGGAGUUAUUGGCUGCCUCUUAUGAUCUUAUCCCUUGGUUCACAAAUUUUGCUAAUUACUUGGCAAGCGAUUUGGUUGCAUCGGAUUUGUCAUUUCACCAAUGGAAAAAGUUUAUAUAUGAUGUGAAGAAGUUUUAUAGGGAUGAGCCUUACUUGUUUCGUGUUUGUGGUGAUGGGAUUAUUCGUCACUGUGUGCCUUAG